This is a messenger RNA of Mizuhopecten yessoensis (Yesso scallop), 2695 nucleotides long. Its product is annotated as RNA-binding protein 28-like. The transcript is spliced from 20 exons. The record is from RefSeq and is a predicted model, not a curated record. Gene Ontology annotation, molecular function: RNA binding. Bases 19 to 2640 code for a protein of 873 amino acids. NCBI's taxonomy places the organism in Eukaryota, Metazoa, Mollusca, Bivalvia, Pectinida, Pectinidae.
UUUCCGGUUUAUUUCAACAUGGCGGACGAGGCAACACAUGUGCGAAAAAGCAAAACGUUGUUUUUAAGAAAUCUGCCAUAUUCGACCACAAAUGAAAAAUUGGAAGAGAUCUUCGGUGACAUAGGACCUCUGAAGACCUGCUUUGUCGUAAAACCAAAAGGUGCAGAAAAAUGCAGAGGUUUUGGCUAUGUGGCAUAUUCCAUGUUGGAGGAUGCAGAAAAGGCCAAAGACUCAGUCAAAUCUUUAGACGGGCGGAAGAUCAUGAUAACAUUCGCCGAGAGAAAAAAGGAAAACAGAAUGCGAAUGGGUACGGACAGGAAAGUUCCGCCUGUUAAAAAGGAGGUUAAAGAGGAAGCUGAAGAAGAAAAAAGCUCUGAUGAUGAGGAGAGUGACCGUGAGGAGAAAGACAAAGAAGGAAAACCAAGCGAGGUUGACAAGCAGCAGAUGAAGUAUCUGUGGUCUAAAACACUACUGGUUUCUGGCUGGAAAGAUGGCACAUCACUAGAGGAUGUUCAGAAAUACAUAACAAAAAACAAUGUCAAAAACAUUGGCAAGUUGGAGUUUCCUAUGAGAAACUGUGAACAGGCUACUGCCAUGAUGAGGUUUAAAUCUAUCCGAGACACGAACGCGGGGCAGCGGAAACUUGAGAGUAAACCAGGCAAAGGUAACAUGUUGACUGUGAGGUGUCAGAAGGAUUCCUUCAAUGUAGUUUCUCAGAGAGCAUUGAAACAGUGCCGACUCAUUGUCAGAAACUUGUCCUUUAAAUGCACAGAGGACAAAUUGCAUGAAUAUUUUGCAAAGUUUGGUGAGGUCACAGAAGUCAAGAUUCCAUUAAAACCAGAUGGAAAGAUGCUUGGGUUUGGAUUUGUACAGUUUGAGCAAAUAGAAGAUGCCGACCGGGCAGUCAAAGGAAUGAACAUGAAACCUAUACUGGGGCGACCAGUAGCUGUAGACUGGACUUUGCCUAAGGACAAGUUUGUUGCAUCUCAAACCAGUAAAGGGGAGGCAGAGCCCAGAACACAGGUUAGCAAAUCCCAGACAGCGUCAAGAACACUGGAUCGCAAACCCCAGAUCAAAAAGGAAUCUGUCAUCAAUGAUGAUGACGAACAGGAUACAUUGUCUGACGAGGGGUCAUUUAGUACAGAAAAUGAGGGGAGCGAUAACAUGGAAGAGGAAGAAGAUUCAGAAGACAAGGAGGAGGAAGAUGAGUCGGAAUCAGAGUCAGAUGAUGAAGGAUUUGCUGAUGAAGAUGACAAAGAUGAAGAUGAUUCAAGUGAUGAGGAAGAAAUGGAUGACGAUUCCAUCCAGGAAAACAGAAAAAAGAAAAACAAGAAAAAGGGGGGGAUUCAACGGAAAAAUGAUGUAGAGGAAGGAAGGACCCUAUUUAUCAGAAACGUCACAUUUGAAACAGUUGAGGAAACGCUAGUAGAGGAGCUCGAGGAAUUUGGACCAAUUAAUUACUGUCGACUGGUGAUGGACCCACAUACAGAGCACUCCAGAGGUAUGGCAUUUGUGCAAUUCAAGACUGUUGAGGCAGCCAAAAAGUGUAUGGAGAAAGCUAAUGAUGAAUCUAGGGAUGGGGGUAUUACCGUGGAAGGGAGGAAGCUUUUUAUUGCCUUGGCUGUGAGUCGUGACAAGGCAAAGGAAUUCAAACAGGCGGAGAAGAAAAAAGAAGAGGAUAAGAGAAAUUUGCAUUUAGCAAGAGAAGGCAUGAUUCGACCUGGUACACAGGCAGCUGAGGGUUUGUCCAAAGAAGAUCUACAGAAACGAAUAAAGGUGGAAAACAUGAAAAGGGAGAAGUUAAAAAGCCCUAGUAUAUUCAUCUCGACAACUCGUUUGUGUGUCAGAAACCUACCGUUACAAUACACAGACAAGGAACUCAAAACACUCUUCCUCCAGGUCGCUGGCGACAAAAAGGCUGUCAUCAACGAGAGUCGGAUCAUGGUUGACCUGGAUAGAGUGAAUGGGCAGGGAAAGGCCAAGUCACGGGGCUACGGCUUUGUCAACUUCACCGAUCACAAGCAUGCCCUCCAGGCUCUCAGGGAGGCCAACAACAACCCUAACCUCUUUGAGGAGAAGCGGCGACUUAUUGUGGAAUUUUCUCUCGAAAACAAGACAGCUCUACAAGCAAAAGAGAAGAAAUUGGAGAGACACAAGGCUAGACAAGCACAGCUGGAACAGAAGCGAGAGACUGCUGCGACCAACACUGAUGUGAAGGAGGAAAAACCGAAAGGACGACCAAAGAAAGACAAGACAUCUACAUCAAAAGACAAAUUAACUGAUAAAUUUAUUGGUAAAAUUGAACAUGAAGAAGGCAGUGAGGAUAAAAAACUUCCCAAAGGUCUUCCCUCUCAUUGGGGAGCCAAGGUACGGCACAAGCCCCGACAAUCCAAAAUUGAGUUGGAGAAAAAACAGAAAAAGAAAGCCAAGAAACUACGUCAGAAGCAACAACGUGGAGAGGCAGUGAUUUCACAACCUAUUAGCAAUAAACGGCAGCACGCAGAGCCCUCAGCCCAGGCUCCUCCAUUGAAAAAGAAAAAGCAUUCAAGCAAAGAGAAAAGAGAUGACUUUGAUAAACUUGUCAACAGAUAUAAACAAAAGUUCACAGCUGGCAAUACUUCCAAGUGGUUUGAGAGCUAAUAUUGUUCAUGUAAAUUGUUUUCUGUAAUAUAAAUGUGAAUAUUUACCUCAAUGA